Fusarium venenatum is the source of this 1035-nucleotide messenger RNA. Its product is annotated as pectate lyase-domain-containing protein. The record is from RefSeq and is a predicted model, not a curated record. Gene Ontology annotation, cellular component: extracellular region. NCBI's taxonomy places the organism in Eukaryota, Fungi, Ascomycota, Sordariomycetes, Hypocreales, Nectriaceae. Gene Ontology annotation, molecular function: cellulose binding; pectate lyase activity. Gene Ontology annotation, biological process: pectin catabolic process.
AUGCGAACCUCUACUGUUUUGACGAUUGCCAACUUCGGCACAGCGUUUGCCGCAGUGCAAGUGUACAACCAGUGCGGUGGCAGCGCCUAUUCUGGGGACAAGGAGUGCCCUUCUGGAUCAACCUGUAAGGUUGCCUCAGUUGAGAAGACUGAUUUCGACUUUCCCGCCUUCAGGUUCCCAGGAUUUCCUGCACCUCCUCAAGCUCCUUCCAUCGAGGGCGACAACAACCAGAGCGGUGACGAUGUGUCAACUCCAUUCCCUCCCACUGUCCCUGCUCCCGAAGAGCCUGUCGAGACUGUCAUCGCUGACCCGACUGUGGCUCCUACCAGUGCGCCCCUUGAGACCGGUUCUGGGCCUGGGUUUGGGUCUGGGUCUGGGUCUGGGUCUGGAUCUGGAGGUAUCAUGCGACCCAUUCCAGCCUCCAGUGGUGCCACCGCCGUUGCUACUGCUAUUCCUGUCUCUGUUGCCGUCUGUAGGGGUCAAGAAAAAACUAGUGAGGCCGAUGCCAUGUUCAUCCUCGAAGACGGCGCUACUCUUCACAACGUCAUAAUUUGCUCUGGCCAGGCCGAGGGUGUUCACUGCAAGGGCACAUGCACCCUCGAGAACGUUUGGUUCGAGGAUGUCUGUGAAGAUGCCAUUAGCUUGAAGCAAAGGUCAGGUACUUCAAUCAUCCGUGGCGGGGGCGCUUUCCAUGCUGCCGACAAGGUCAUCCAGUUCAACGACCGCGGCACAGUUGAGAUUUCCGACUUUUAUGUUGAGGACUAUGGUAAGCCUGUCCGAUCCUGUGGCAACUGUAAGGACAACGGUGGUCCUCGAAACGUUGUUAUUGAGAAUAUCGCUGCCGUCAACGGUGGCGUUCUCUGCGGCAUCAACACCAACUAUGGCGAUACGUGCACCAUCUCCAAUGCUUGCCAAGACGAGGGCAAGAAUUGCGAUCUCUUCGAAGGUAAUUCUGAUGGUAGUGAGCCAACGAAACUGUCCAGCGGUCUUGAUGGUACUUCUUGUAAGGCCGACAGUUUUGCCGAGACCUGCUGA